Zygosaccharomyces rouxii is the source of this 2490-nucleotide messenger RNA. RefSeq names its product phosphatidate phosphatase PAH1 (gene PAH1). Gene Ontology annotation, molecular function: phosphatidate phosphatase activity. Gene Ontology annotation, biological process: triglyceride biosynthetic process; fatty acid catabolic process. The transcript has a single exon. Bases 1 to 2490 code for a protein of 829 amino acids. The record is from RefSeq and is a predicted model, not a curated record. Gene Ontology annotation, cellular component: nucleus. NCBI's taxonomy places the organism in Eukaryota, Fungi, Ascomycota, Saccharomycetes, Saccharomycetales, Saccharomycetaceae.
AUGCAGUACGUUGAGAGGGCUAUUGGAUCAGUGUCCAAGACAUGGUCUUCUAUAAAUCCAGCAACGCUUUCUGGUGGUAUAGAUGUCAUAGUCGUUGAACAUCCUGAUGGUACGUUAGCGUGUUCACCAUUUCAUGUUAGGUUUGGUAAAUUCCAAAUUUUAAAGCCAUCUCAAAAGAAAGUGGAAGUUAUCGUUAAUGGUAAAUCAACCAAUAUCCCCAUGAAAUUAGGGGAUUCUGGAGAAGCAUAUUUUGUGUUCGAAACGAGUACUGAUGUGCAAGGUAUACCUGAAGAAUUGUUAUCAUCGCCAGUGAUGAGUGCAACGAGUAGUCCGCCACAAUCACCUCGACCAGAUGGUCAGGUUGAAGAAAGUGAUAAAUUAGAAGAAGGAGUAGAAGUGUCUAAGAAAUUAGAGGAACCGGAUUUCCUAGAUAUCAAUGAUUCAGAAAGUAGUACAGAUACUUCCAAUGGCACUGGAAUUCCACUCCCGACAAUGUCAAGAACGAAGACAUUCCAAGAGAAGUUAAAUCGAAGGCUUACGCAGAUCCAUAUUCCUAGCAAAUUGGACAACAAUGGUGAUCUUCUACUGGACAUGGAAGGUUACAAGCCAAAUAAGGAUAAAGUUCAAGAUACGGAUAACCAAUUGAAGCAAUUGCUUAAGGAUGAAUUGGGUAACGAUUUGGACAUUUCAGGAUUUGUUAAGGAAGAUUCUAAUGGUAACAUCAGAAUUGUUAAUCCGUUUGAAAAUCACCCACAUCAUCACUACCCAGUCUCACCACCAGAAUCACCACCAAUGACGGCAAACGAACCAGGUUUAAGUCUAGAUUUUUCAGGCGAUUCAUCAACAUUAUCAGGUUUUACAUCGAGCAAUACAGAGGCAGAUACAAAUACAAACACUAAUACAGAUUCUAAAGGUAGCAGUACUAGUUCAGAUGGGAAAUUUUUUAUCAAGACACUUCGUUUAUCAAGUGAACAAUUAAAAUGUCUUGAUUUAAAAUAUGGGGAAAACGAUUUAACUUUUUCAGUAGAUCAAGGCAGGGCCUUGGUUUCUUCCAAGCUAUUCGUUUGGAGAUGGAGUGUUCCCAUUGUCAUUAGCGAUAUCGACGGUACAAUCACCAAAUCUGAUGCUUUAGGACAUGUAAUGACCAUGUUUGGAAAAGAUUGGACUCACAUUGGGGUUGCAAAACUUUUCUCAGAAAUUGCGAAAAAUGGGUACAACAUAAUGUAUUUAACCGCUAGAAGUACUGGUCAAGCUGAUUCCACAAGAAGCUAUUUAAGAUCCAUUGUUCAAAACGGUAAUCGUUUGCCCGUGGGCCCUGUAAUCCUUUCACCUGAUAGAACGAUAGCAGCUUUAAGACGUGAAGUCAUACUAAAAAAACCUGAAGUUUUCAAAAUCGCAUGUUUAAAUGAUAUGAGAUCGUUAUACUUCGAUAGACACGGUCACUUUAAAGGUGAAGCUGAAGACAGACGCCAUGAAAAGGAAAAUGAAGAAAGAGUCUUGGAACAAGAACAACUGUCAUUGGAGGAAAUGGAAGAAAAACCAACUCCCUUUUUCGCAGGAUUCGGUAACAGAAUUACUGACGCACUUUCUUACAGAACCGUUGGUGUACCAAGUUCAAGAAUCUUUACUAUAAACCCAGAUGGUGAAGUACACAUGGAAUUAUUAGAGUUGGCAGGCUACAGAAGUUCGUACGUCUUCAUUAACGAAUUGGUUGAUCAUUUCUUCCCACCGGUGAACAACGAUGAUGACGACAGAAGUAUCAGAUCCGCCGGGCCCGGAUCACCAAUAAACAAAUCAAUCGAUACAGACGCAAAUAUUGAAAGCAAUCUGUAUUUGAGGAGCAAACAAGAGGAAAAAUUUACAGAUGUAAAUUUUUGGCGUGAACCAAUACCAGAUUUAGAAGAACUUACAGAUACAUCAAAUUCAGAUGGCGAAGAUGCGAAAUCAAAAGACGCAAGAGAUGGUAACUACAAUAGCAACGAUGGCAGAUCUUCCAUGCUAGACAAAUCGCUAUCACAUGACCAUCUGCAACUAUCAUCACCAAUAUCUUUCAAGAAUGGCACUCCUAAAGAAAGGUCACCAUCGACAGAAUCAGGAAGGAACAUCAAGGGAACAUCACUCUUCCGUUCGAUCUCUCCCGAGAGUAUAGAUGAAGAAGACCACAACGCAUCGCAUCCACAGCUAAGUACGCCAGGCAGAGAUAAAACCCGCCCACCAACACGUGAAGAAAUCGGCCAACAGAUAUACCUCGAGUUAGGUUCCCCAUUACGGCAACCACAACUGCUGGAAACGACAAGAGAGGAUGUACCUGGAACUCCGGCAUCCGAGAUUUCGAGGUUAAAUAUCAGUGAAAGUGAAGGUCCCAGGGAUAGCGGCAAAGACACCGCCUCAUGUGAACAAGAAUCUGAUCAAGAUGGCGAUGACGAAGAAGAAGAAGAAGAUGAUGACGAAGAAGACGACGAUGAAUUUGACGAGGAUGAGUUCACGUAA